Triticum aestivum (bread wheat) is the source of this 1224-nucleotide messenger RNA. Its product is annotated as fibroin heavy chain. The transcript has 2 exons. The record is from RefSeq and is a predicted model, not a curated record. Bases 70 to 855 code for a protein of 261 amino acids. NCBI's taxonomy places the organism in Eukaryota, Viridiplantae, Streptophyta, Magnoliopsida, Poales, Poaceae.
CAACGUCCUAGAGUGAACCCUCCAGUUCAUAAAAAAACGAGAGGUAAAUCACACAGAGAACCAUCAGCAAUGGCGAAGAUUUCUAGUAGCACCGUCGUUCUCCUGGUGUUUCUCGUCUCGUCGUGGGGGGCAUUGCCGGUGUUGUCCCGUGGAGGGAUGGAGGAUGGAGGAGGCGGUAUCGGUGCUAAUAUUGGGCUUCAAAAGUCUAUCGGUGCUAAUGUUGGUGUUGGUGCGAAUGGAGGCGCCGGUGCUGGUGCUGGUGCUGGCAUUGGAGCAAAUGUAGGUGUUGGAGCAAAUAUAGGUGCCAAUGCUGGUCUUGGUGCCGGUGCAAAUGGAAACGGUGGUGCUGGUCUUGGUGUCGGUGCACAUAAAUCUAUUGGUGCUAAUGUUGGUGUUGGUGCGAAUGGAGGCGCUGGUGCUGGUGCCGGUGCUGGUGUUGGUGCUGGCCUUGGAGCAAAUGUAGGUAUUGGAGCAAAUGUAGGUGCCAAUGCUGGUCUUGGUGGUGGUGCUGGUGGUGGUGCUGGUGCUGGUGGUGGUGCUGGUGCUGGUGCGAAUGGAGGCGCUAACAUUGGAGCUGGCAUUGGAGCAAAUGUAGGUGCCAAUGCCGGUCUUGGUGCCGGUGCCGGUGCACAUAAAGGUAUUGGUGCUGGUGUUGGUGCUGGCCUUGGAGCAAAUGUAGGUAUUGGAGCAAACGUAGGUGCCAAUGCUGGUCUUGGUGGCGGUGCCGGUGCAAACGGUGGUGCUAGUGCUGGUGUUGGCCUUGGAGCAAAUGUAGGCAUUGGAGCAAAUGUAGGUGCCAAUGCCGGUCUUGGUGUCGGUGCACAUAAAGGUAUUGGUGCUGGUGUUGGCAAAUGAUGGAAGCCGAAAACAAAUAAGUCAACUAAAGGUGACGUCGAUUCUAGCUACGAAGAGAAGGAAACCGAAGCAAGUCAAUCAACUAAAGAUGAGACCGGUUUUGACUACGUUUCAAAGAACAAGGAACUUUAGAGAGCCAUUACAUGAUUUAGCAUGAUAUUUACUCAUUAUCAUUUCUUUUUACUUUGUUACAUUCUUUUCAAGAUUCUACGUUAUAUAUACUAGCAAAGCGUCAUGCUGAGUCAUGCCUCACAUUGGAGGGUGCAAAUAUCCUACCAAUUAGAGAUAUGUCCUAAAGACAAUUCUAGAGACAAGAUUAUAUAAUGUUGUAUCCAUGAGUUAUGAAAUGUUCCUUGAAUAAUUUUUUUA